AUGAAUACAACCGUCCGCGUAUUACCUUCAUCCGCGCUUCUGUUAUUAAGCCGCCGAUUACAAUUUACCAUAGUGCUGUUGUUUCCAUGGUUAGCAUUUGGUCAUAUUAUACCAUUUCUAGAGUUAUCAAAGAGUUUAGCCUCAAAUGGUGAUAUUCAGAUAUCUUUCAUAUCCACCCCAAGUACUAUCAAAAGACUACCACCAAUCCAUCCACCAAUUGAUAACUUGCCUGCGGGUUGUGAAGCAACUGUUGAUUUGAAAGAUGGGCAGCAAACCCAGGAUCUUAAGAUAGCCUAUGAUCUAUUACAGGCGCCGAUCGAGACGCUUUUAAACCAGAUCAAACCAGAUUUGAUAAUAUUCGAUCUUAUCAACUGCUGGAUACCGGACGUAGGAGCUAAAAUCGAUGUUCCUACUGCAUUUUUCAGUGUGUAUUAUGCACCAUCGCUUGCAUUUGUUGGACCACCUUGGCAAUGUAAAGAAUCAAAUAUGGAACGCACGCCGGAGUAUUUAACUUCAGUACCGGAAAGGAUACCUUUUCCUUCCCGUGUUGCAUGUCGAUACCAUGAAGCUGUCGGUAUGAAUGAAGCUUUGAACACUAAAGAUGCAACUGGACUAUCUACAGGUGACAGGCUAGUAAAAGUUGUUGAAGGCUGUAAUUUCGUUUUACUCAAAAGUUGUACAGAACUUUAUGGAGAUUAUGUGAACCUCCUCAAGGAUCUCUACCAAAAACCAGUUCUAUCUAUUGGUUUACUACCACCUCAUGUGCAGGAUUCAUCAGUUAGGAGCAUCUCUGGUGAUUCUAGCAACUCUGAAAUGUUUCAUUGGCUGGACAAACAACAACCAAAAACCGUUGUUUAUGUGUCAUUUGGAAGUGAGUACAAAAUGAGUAUUGAAGAAAUUCAUGUACUAGCAUUUGGAUUGGAAUCUUCCGAGUUACCGUUCUUGUGGGUACUUAGGAAACCAGAAGGGAAUCAGAGGUAG
Messenger RNA from Papaver somniferum (opium poppy), 981 nucleotides. RefSeq names its product UDP-glycosyltransferase 91C1-like. Gene Ontology annotation, molecular function: UDP-glycosyltransferase activity. The record is from RefSeq and is a predicted model, not a curated record. Lineage: Eukaryota; Viridiplantae; Streptophyta; Magnoliopsida; Ranunculales; Papaveraceae. Bases 1 to 981 code for a protein of 326 amino acids. The transcript is spliced from 2 exons.